Molecule: messenger RNA, 1503 nt
Organism: Papaver somniferum (opium poppy)
Lineage: Eukaryota; Viridiplantae; Streptophyta; Magnoliopsida; Ranunculales; Papaveraceae
Product: tRNA(His) guanylyltransferase 1-like
Exons: 8
Coding region: 360-1121 (253 amino acids)
Biological process (GO): tRNA modification
Molecular function (GO): magnesium ion binding; tRNA guanylyltransferase activity
Source: RefSeq, a predicted model, not a curated record
UUUCGUCUUUUGAUGAGCUGUGCACAAGCUUGAAAGUGUUCCUGGAGAGGAUAUAUGCUGCGUGUCGUGGCCGGUAAGCAGAAAUAUGUUGCAAACGAGAAGUGGCACCCAAAAAUUAGGGUUUUCGUAAAAGUGGAAGGGUUUUUCUUGUUCCUGUUUGUGAAACCAGAAAUAGGUAUACUUUGUGCUAGCAGGUUGACAAUUUUGAGGGUGGGGGGAGCUUUCAUCUGUCCGUUUCGGGGUUUCAGUAUCAGAGGUUGACAAUUUUGAAAAAAAAGAAGUUUGCUUGGAAUACUUGUACACCUCAAGUGAGUGGGACAAGAAGCUUCAAGUUUGAAAUUUGGUGACUUUGUAUAAAAAUGGCAAACAGCAAAUACGAGUAUGUGAAGUUAUUUGAGGUGGAGGACAAGUUAAUGCCAUCUACAUGGAUCGUUGUACGAAUAGACGGUCGUCAUUUCCAGCAAUUUUCUGAGGAGCAUGAAUUUGAGAAACCAAACGAUGAGCGAGCUUUGAAACUGAUGAAUGCUUGUGCAAAGGCGACGAUUGAAGAAUUUCCAGAUAUAGUCUUCUCAUAUGGAUUUAGUGAUGAGUACAGCUUUGUUUUCAAGAAAACAACAGAAUUCUACAAUAGACGAUCCAGCAAAAUAGUUUCCGUCACUGUUUCUUUUUUCACAUCUGUCUAUGUCAUGAAAUGGAAAGAAUUUUUUCUGGACAAAGAUUUGAAGUCCGCACCUUCUUUUGAUGCUCGUACCAUUUGCUACCCAUCUACUAAGAUUGUUCGAGAUUAUUUGGCACGGAGGCAAGAUGUUUGUCAUAUUAAUAACCAGUACAACACUUGUUUGUGGAUGCUGAUUGGAUCUGGAAUGACCGAAAGUGAAGCUCAAGCUGAAUUAGUGGGUAAACAAAAACAGGAUAAAAAUGAAAUUCUUUUCCAACGGUUUCAUAUAAAUUACGCUGAGCUACCAGCCAUAUUUCGUAAAGGAUCCUGCGUGUUCAAGGUCAGGGAGACAGAUUCUGGAAUAUCCGUCAAAAGAGGAAGAACUGAGGUGGUUAUUGAUCAUUGUGAUAUUAUUCGUGACAAAUUUUGGAAAAAUCAUGUAAACAUCCUCAAAGACAAGUAAAAGUCAUCAAAGAAUACAUGGAGCGCAAGCUCAGUUUAUAUGAUUCAUCGAUCAGUGCUUGUUAACAGAAUGGAGUGCCUGUUGUAGAUGAUAGCGUGAAGUUCAGACAUUAGACUUUCUAUCUAGUUUAAGUGUCAUUGUAAAGCUCUGGGGUGACCCAUAAUGUGAUGACUGGUGCUCCGUAAAUAGUAAUCCAUGACAUGAUUCCUCCUCUGCUGCUGCGUAAAUUUAUUUUCUUCCGGGCAUAUGUUGGUAUGUGAAGUAGGGGAAACCUUGCUAAAGUGAAGGACUGUUUUUAACCUCUACAGUCUGGAGUCUAGACACCCAAUUGUAACUUUACAUGAUGUAGAAAAACAAGGAUUAAUGAAAAUCGACAGAUAAA